Suhomyces tanzawaensis NRRL Y-17324 is the source of this 729-nucleotide messenger RNA. It is a transcript of the gene HHO1, whose product is annotated as histone. The record is from RefSeq and is a predicted model, not a curated record. Gene Ontology annotation, molecular function: DNA binding; structural constituent of chromatin. The coding region runs from base 1 to 729 and encodes 242 amino acids. Gene Ontology annotation, biological process: nucleosome assembly. The transcript is spliced from 3 exons. NCBI's taxonomy places the organism in Eukaryota, Fungi, Ascomycota, Pichiomycetes, Serinales, Debaryomycetaceae. Gene Ontology annotation, cellular component: nucleosome.
AUGGCUCCUAAAACAAAAUCAUCCAAGACCACUCCGGUUCCAAAAGUGUCCUAUAAGGACAUGAUCAAAUCGGCAAUUGUGACCUUGAAGGAAAGAAACGGUUCUUCUCGCCAAGCCCUCAAGAAGUAUGUUCAGUCCAACUAUAACCUCACUGCUGGCAACUUCGAUGCCCUCUUCAACACUGCGUUGAGAAAGGGUGUGGAGGCCGAAGAGUUCGUGCAACCAAAGGGCCCAUCUGGACCUGUCAAAUUAGCCAAGAAGGUUCCCGUUCUUGAGGCCAAGCUCGCUAAGGUGACCAAGUCGUCCAAAUCCCCUACCAAGUCGGAAGCCAAGGUCACCAAACCAAAGGCUACCAAGACCAAGGCAAAGGCCACCAAAGAGACCAAGCCAAAAGCAACCAAGACCAAGACGGCGCCAAAGGCCAGUAAGGCCAAGGCCGUGAAGGCAGAAUCCAAGACCACGGCUAAAACCACCAAAACCACCGCCAAAAAGGCUCCUAAGAAGGAGACCAAGGCUACCAAAACCACCAAAUCUACCAAGGCAGCCAAGGUGACCAAGCCUAAGUCUGCACCAAAGACCACCAAGACCACCAAGACCACCAAGACCACAAAGGCUGCCCCUAAGAAGGUCACCAAGAAGGCUGCUGGAAAGGUCACCAAGCCUGCCACCAAGAAGGCUGCCCCCAAGAAGGUCGCUGCCAAGAAGACCGCCAAGAAGGCCGCUAAGUAG